AUGGAAGAAGAUGCCAAAACCUUUGUAAGAAGAUGCCAAUCCUACCAGAAAUUUGGGAACUUGAUACAAACACCAGCAGUUGAGCUGUACAACAUCAAGACUCCUUACCCAUUUCACACUUGGACAUUUGACUUGGUAGGUCCAAUAGCGCAGCAAUCCAAAGGUCACAGAUGGAUACUUGCAGCGACAGAAGUUAACACCAAGUGGGUAGAGGCUAUACCAAUAAGAAAAGUAGAUAGGGCAGGAGUGGCCAACUUUAUCAAGGAAAACAUAAUCUGCAGGUUUGGCAUACCCAAAGUAAUUUUGCCUAACAAUGGAACUCCCUUUGUGAAUCGCCAUGUGGGAAGAUUCUUGGACACUUAUCAGAUCAAGCACCACAAGUCUACCCCGUACUACCCGCAAGGGAAUGGACAAGUUGAGGCAACCAACAAAACCCUCAUCUGA
Molecule: messenger RNA, 444 nt
Organism: Camellia sinensis
Lineage: Eukaryota; Viridiplantae; Streptophyta; Magnoliopsida; Ericales; Theaceae
Source: RefSeq, a predicted model, not a curated record